This is a messenger RNA of Ochotona princeps (American pika), 2320 nucleotides long. It is a transcript of the gene VMP1, whose product is annotated as vacuole membrane protein 1. The record is from RefSeq and is a predicted model, not a curated record. Gene Ontology annotation, biological process: autophagy; Golgi organization. Lineage: Eukaryota; Metazoa; Chordata; Mammalia; Lagomorpha; Ochotonidae. The coding region runs from base 420 to 1640 and encodes 406 amino acids. The transcript is spliced from 13 exons. Gene Ontology annotation, cellular component: membrane; endoplasmic reticulum; endomembrane system.
GUUAGGGGAGGUGGGGAGAGGGCCGGAAGUGACGCGCACAGGUUCCGGUUGGCCGGAGCCCAGCGGCGGGUGUGAGAGUCGGUCCAGAGCCGCUUCCAGGAUCCGGAGCAACCGGGGUCGGAGCGGAAUAUUCACAAACCAUUGUCACACAGAACAUCAUUCUACUUUUGAAAGAAAGAAUUGUCAGUAUAUAGAGGGCAUUUAAGGUUGAGUAACUAGAUGAUGUCAUUAAGGAGAGAGUAUAAAGAAUACAAAAAGGAAACUAGGACCUGGAUCUGAAGAACUCUACAAAGCAGAGGAAGAGGAGGGGCUUCAGUGGAGGAACCAAAGAAACGGGAAGAAAAAUAGGAGAGAGUAUUUUUAAAAAAAGGGAGUGGAUACUUGUAUGCUGCUGAAGCUCCUUAAGACUGAUAUAUGAAAUGGCAGAGAAUGGAAAAAAUUGUGACCAGAGACGUGUGGCAAUGAGCAAGGAACAGCAAAAUGGAAAUUUCACAGAUCCUUCUUCAAUGAAUGAAAAGAAGAGGAGGGAUCGGGAAGAAAGGCAAAAUAUUGUCCUUUGGAGACAGCCAUUUACUACCUUGCAGUAUUUUUCUCUGGAAGUCCUUAUAAUAUUGAAGGAAUGGACCUCAAAAUUAUGGCAUCGUCAAAGCAUUGUGGUGUCUUUUUUACUGCUGCUUGCUGUGCUUAUAGCUACGUAUUAUGUUGAAGGAGCACAUCAACAGUAUGUGCAACGUAUAGAGAAGCAGUUUCUCUUGUAUGCCUACUGGAUAGGCUUGGGAAUAUUGUCUUCUGUCGGACUUGGAACAGGGCUGCAUACCUUUCUGCUUUACCUGGGUCCACAUAUAGCUUCGGUUACAUUAGCUGCUUACGAAUGCAACUCUGUUGAUUUCCCUGAGCCACCCUAUCCUGACCAGAUUAUUUGUCCAGAUAAAGAGAACAUUGAAGGAACAAUUUCUUUGUGGAGUAUCAUCUCAAAAGUUAGGAUUGAGGCCUGCAUGUGGGGAAUCGGCACAGCAAUCGGAGAAUUGCCGCCAUAUUUCAUGGCAAGGGCAGCUCGCCUCUCAGGUGCUGAACCAGAUGAUGAAGAGUAUCAGGAGUUUGAAGAGAUGCUGGAACAUGCAGAGACUGCACAAGACUUUGCCUCUCGAGCUAAACUGGCAGUUCAAAACCUGGUACAGAAGGUUGGAUUUUUUGGAAUUUUGGCAUGUGCUUCAAUUCCAAACCCUUUAUUUGACCUGGCUGGAAUAACAUGUGGACAUUUUCUUGUACCUUUUUGGACCUUCUUUGGUGCAACGCUUAUUGGAAAAGCAAUAAUUAAAAUGCAUAUCCAGAAAAUUUUUGUUAUCAUAACGUUCAGCAAGCACAUAGUGGAACAGAUGGUGGCUUUCAUUGGUGCUGUCCCUGGCAUAGGUCCGUCUCUGCAGAAGCCGUUCCAGGAGUACCUGGAGGCCCAGCGGCAGAAGCUUCACCAUAGAAGCAACGAGGGGACACCGCAGGGAGAAAACUGGUUGUCCUGGCUGUUUGAGAAGUUGGUCAUUGUGAUGGUGUGUUACUUCAUCCUGUCUAUCAUUAAUUCCAUGGCACAAAGUUAUGCCAAACGAAUUCAGCAACGCUUGAACUCAGAGGAAAAAACUAAAUAAGCAGAGAAAAAGUUAUUACCUGCCGAAAGUAGAAUGGGUGGGUUCUGUCUUAAAGUGAGAAGAAUCCAAACCAGGAAGGAAAAUUCCCUUUUCCAACCUGUAUCAGUUUUAAAACCUUAAUUCCUGAAAGCAGUUUAGCCCAUAUGUUGCACUGACAUGCUUGUUCUUGGUUUGUUAAGGUAAGGUAUCCACUCUCAAUUCAGCCCAUGUUGUAUUUUAUCAGGGUGAAAUGUGAUGUCACCCUCAAACUUAACAGUAAUUGGCCUUCUGUUCCUUACUUUCCAAAGGCCCACGGAGGACAAUUAGAGAAUUCCCGCCAUACACAAAGAAGUUCCUAAAGAUGUUAAAUAUGUCAAGCUUUUUAGGCUUGUCACAAAUGAUUGCUGCGUUUUUCUAAGUCAUCAAAAUACAUAUAAAUUGUCUAGAUUGGAAAACAGCCUUGCAUGUCUAUCAUGAUACAAUUUAAUAUGCCAUCCUGCCCAACCCUUCCUCUCCCACUCUCCAAAAAGGGCCAUUUUAUGAUUCAUUGCACACCCUCUGGGGAAAGUGAUCUUUACAUUUUGAGACAGUAUAAGGAAAAUCUGGUUGGUGUCUCACAAAUGACAUGACACCAUUUUUUAUUCUGUAUAUUUAGAAUGAAGUCAUGAAAACACUUUAUAAAGACAUCUGUGAUCAUUCCA